Messenger RNA from Notothenia coriiceps (black rockcod), 1820 nucleotides. RefSeq names its product NAD(P)(+)--arginine ADP-ribosyltransferase 2-like. Lineage: Eukaryota; Metazoa; Chordata; Actinopteri; Perciformes; Nototheniidae. Gene Ontology annotation, molecular function: NAD+ poly-ADP-ribosyltransferase activity; NAD+-protein-arginine ADP-ribosyltransferase activity. The record is from RefSeq and is a predicted model, not a curated record.
CAGGUUUCAGUUUACUUCACAAAACUUUUCCACUUGCAAGUAAAAGGAAUGGCCUAUGCGCACUCAUAGCUAAUUGGGGUAAAAACAAAGGUAGAUUUUUUUUUUUUUUUUAAUGUUAACAUUACCAAGUGUUUGAUUUUACCACCGUCAAAACUGACUUUUAAAAUGUGUGGAAACUUACAUUUUAAUGAAUUAAGCACAUGUUUUCAAUGGCCUAAAAGUGUGUUGACAUGCACAUAUAAAAGAUUGUUGCAUCAAAUUUCAAUACAGAGGCGAACAAUGUAUUUUGUGGUGAUCAAAGUAUUUAAAAAUGACUUUUCUAAAUGCCACGGUAACAUCGACACACUGACAUGUGAAUCCGCCGCUGCGGUGUGAAGAGGAAACACCGGUACGUUUCAGGUUCUAGCUCCGAGCCGGCCCUGUAAACACGUUGGUGUGAAAGGGGCAAUAGAGACGCUUUUGAAAAGCUCUGAUGUCCAAAAGGAGUGUUGCCUCACAGGAGGCUACAUCGGACUCAUCUUCAGAGUCUGAAGCACCUGUAAAUGUUCAGAAUACCUCCAAUCAGGCUGCCAUGCAGAAGACCACAAAUGCCUCACUCCAUGUUGCCUCUGGUCUGUCUUUUCAUCAGAAUCCCCCUCAGCUUGUCUCUGGACUCUGUGGACGACAUGUAUUACGGCUGCUCCCACAAGAUGCUGAUCAAAGUAAAACAGGGGAAGGUUUGCACAUGUACACAAACCUUUGUGCUGUUAAAGCCAUGAUGAAAAGACAACUAUGAUCCGCUGUCUUUUAAUCACUUCUGGGCUCUGUGUGCCUACACAGGUGGGUCGUAUGGAGAGUUGAACCGAGCAGUCCGCAGGGGGAAGGCUUCCUACGGGACCUCGUUUGAAUUCCACUGCCUCCACUUCCUGCUUUCUGAUACCAUCCUGCUCCUAAAACUCAACCAAAGACGCUGCUUCACCACCUACAGGAGGAGCAAACUGCUCUUCAGUGGAGAACCUGGACAAACUAUGCGCUUCGGUUCAUUCGCCUCCAGCUCUCUCAGCAAGGACCUACGACAGUUUGGACAGGGGACCUGCUUUGAGAUACGCACAUGUUUCAGUGCCUACCUCAAGUCCUAUUCAGAGUUUGAUUCAAACGAGGAUGAAGUAUUAAUUCCUCCGUAUGAAAUGUUCAAUAUUGUAUCUGUGGACACUUCAGGACAGAACCAUUUACACUGGAGACGGCCAGACUUUACAGCAGUCUCAACUGCCAGGCUGUGGAGCCUUUUAGAAGUUAACACUUUGUUUAAUAAAGUUUAACUGUCACCAGAUCAGCAGCCACAUUUCUAUUUUGCUUCACAAUCUUGAGUUUAUUAAAACAAUGUCUUUCUUUUUUGUAUUUAUUAUAUAUUUUUAUUAUAAAUAUAUUUGUGCUGAAGACUUUUCCUUAAAAAGUCCUACAUUUUAUUUUACUGUUUUUAUUAUCUUUUGUUUGUAUUUGACAUUGUGGGAGAAGCCAGUGUUCUCAGUGAGAUCUUACAAACUCAAUCCGAAGAUCAUUUUAUAAACGACAGCCAGGGACAUGGUGUCAUGUUAAGCAAAAAAUAGAAGCCCAAACCUGUCCCCGACUGAAGAAAAACAAGAAAUAAAAAAGGACAAGUCUCAGUACAAAUAAUUAUUCAUUAAUUUUGAUUAAUGGAAUUCACAUAAAGCCAAAUCAAAACUAACAUACAGAACUCCUUAAGGCAACGUUUACAUCACAACAAAAAUCAUUUAAAGGUCCCAUGUCAUGCUUUUCCGGUUAUUACCCGUCCCCUGGUGUGUUAUGAAGGUUUUUAUGCA